Molecule: messenger RNA, 1622 nt
Organism: Raphanus sativus (radish)
Lineage: Eukaryota; Viridiplantae; Streptophyta; Magnoliopsida; Brassicales; Brassicaceae
Product: cytokinin riboside 5'-monophosphate phosphoribohydrolase LOG1
Exons: 7
Coding region: 969-1457 (162 amino acids)
Biological process (GO): cytokinin biosynthetic process
Cellular component (GO): nucleus; cytosol
Molecular function (GO): hydrolase activity, hydrolyzing N-glycosyl compounds
Source: RefSeq, a predicted model, not a curated record
UUUUUUUUUGAACUUGUAUUUCUUUUUAUUUUUCUUCUUCUCUUUCUUUUUUUGUUAUAUUUAGAAACUUGUUCUUGAUUAUUAUUUUCUUAGAACAUCGUUUUGUAUGGACUUUGAAUAUGUAGAUUGGACACUGCUUAUGUUUUUUGUCACACAGUUUGUGAGCAACCCAAAAGACGUCUCUGGUUUUCCUCUUCCCGUUUGGAAACAGUUGAAAAUUACAGUAAAACAUUGAGUUCCAAGUUCUGGGAAGACUCUUGUCUAAAUAAAUCAAAAUCACACAGUUCUGUUUUGUUUUGGAAAUAUUUUGAUUAUUUUCAAAUUAUUUGAAGUAUUUCAGUUUUUCUUUAUCAUGUAUCUAUCCUUUUAGUUACCUCUUUACUGAUGAAUUAGCAUUGAUCAAAAGAAACUAAAAACAAAAAUUUACAGAACAUAUACAGUUUUUCAAUCUCCAUUCACUCAAAACAUCUUAUAAACGGAACAGAGAAAGUAUAUAUUAGCAAUAGCAGAGAGCAGAAAUGUUAUAUUCUUUUAAUCUUUUUCCGUUGACCAAACAGAAGUUGGGUUUACAACUUGCUUGGGAAUGGAUUUACUCAACUGACUUGUCGUUACUAAAGCAGUUUAGCCAUUUAGACUUAGUGGAGUCAACUAUUCAUGUCUAUAAUUGUCCAUUAUCUUCCUUAGAUAAUAUUGUGUUUUGAAAAAUUAUUAUCUUCAAUUUGUACUUACUUUGGUCACUGUAGAAAAAUAGUUGCAAAAGCUUAAAAAGAUGAAAAAUCAAAAGUAUUUUAGUUGAAUCAUGAUGGGUAAGCUCAUACCUCUUUCUGUUUUUACAAUCUUUAUUCAUGUACUUCCGUAAGUACUUUUACCAGAAAAUGUGAUUAUGGAGUUUCAACCCUUCUAUCUUUAUCCACUUACUUGUAUCAAGAAAUAUCGAUCUUGUCUAUGGCGGAGGGAGCAUAGGUUUAAUGGGUUUGAUUUCUCAAGCUGUUUACAAUGGAGGUCGCCAUGUCAUCGGGGUUAUCCCCAAGACACUUAUGCCAAAGGAGAUAACAGGAGAGACAGUGGGAGAAGUGAAGGCAGUAGCAGACAUGCACCAAAGGAAAGCUGAGAUGGCUAAGCACUCUGAUGCUUUUAUUGCUUUACCUGGUGGAUAUGGGACACUUGAAGAGCUUCUUGAAGUAAUCACUUGGGCACAGCUUGGAAUCCAUGAUAAACCAGUGGGAUUACUGAAUGUGGAAGGAUACUACGAUUCUUUGUUAUCAUUCAUAGACAAAGCAGUGGAAGAAGGUUUCAUUGCACCAACUGCUCGUCAUAUCAUUGUCUCUGCUUCUUCUGCUAAAGACCUUGUCAAGAAACUCGAGGAAUAUGUACCAAGGCAUGAGAAGGUAGCCUCAGAGAAAAGCUGGGAGAUGGAGCAAAUAGGGCUGAGUCCCACUUGUGAAAUCUCAAGAUGAAAAGGAUAAAGCCCAACUGAAUUUUUUUCUAAAUUGGGUUCCUUGUUGCUUGUAAAACACAAAUUGACUUUAUUUGUGUAGUUUAUUCUGUUGUUUAAUGUACUUUUAGCAUUUUAUUUCGGAAAAGAAAAAACAAAAAGAAAAUCUAUGUUUUGGUUUGAAAUU